AUGCAUGAGGCUAGCGCGCCCGAUCAGAUCUACCUCCCUCAGCCAAAGCUGCUCCCUUUUCUCUCCAAAAUUCUUCCUUGUGAGAGCGGCGUUGUCGUGAAUCAAGGAACUCAAGUUAUCCAAAACCAAAAUUUAGUAAUAUCCCGAAAUGACCCCGCGCCGCGGUUUUUCAAAGCCUCGUCGUACGAAGAACAGAAAAACAUCAACCGUGGACGGGUUUCUGGCACGUGUCAAUGGUUUCUAGAUGGCCCGACGUUCCAGGAUUGGAAGCAUGACAAUCAAGUCUAUCUUUUGUGGCUGUCCGCAUAUCCCGGCUGUGGCAAGUCUGUGCUCUCGAAAGCGCUCAUUGAUGAAAGGCUUGUUGAUGAUGGAUCGGCUACCAUCUGCUACUUUUUUUUCAAAGAUAACGGAGAGCAAGAUCAUGCAGCAGCGGCAAUCUGCGCUCUUCUGCAUCAAUUAUUCGUCAACCGAGAGGACCUGUUUCAGAAGCACGCCAGAAAAGCAGUGGACCAGCAUGGCGAUCACCUCAGGGCCGACUUUGAUGUUUUGUGGCGGCUACUUCUUUCGGCGGUCUCCGAUCCUUCUGCUGGCAAAGUCAUCUGCAUUCUUGAUGCACUGGACGAAUGUCGAGAACCCGACCGUGGGAGACUUAUACAAGAGUUGGAGCGAUUCUAUAUCAAGCCUCAAGAAAAAAGCAUGACAGGAUCACAGACAAAAUUCUUAGUUACAAGUCGUCCAUAUGUUGACAUUGAAAGAAGAUUCGCCAAAUUGAUUAAUCGAUUUGGAAAUACUCGCCUCGGUGGUAUACAUAUUAGUGGAGAGGAUAAUUUGAGGGCUAUUAGCCUUGAAAUCAACAUGGUUAUGAAUGCCGAAGUGGAUCACAUAGCAAGUGAGAAUGGACUCUCGGAUGAAAUUCGACAAGUUCUCAAGUCACGCUUCUCUGAGAUUAAGAAUACGACUUACCUCUGGCUGGAUCUGACCUUGAAAAUAGUUAGGGUGAACCUUGGUUUGACUAAAAAGAAAUUGCUGAAGCGAAUCGAUGAACUACCUCAAGACCUAGAGGAAGCAUAUGAAAAGAUUCUCGAACGUUGCAGUGAAAGGAAUGAGCAAGAAGGAAAACGACUCCUAAACAUCAUUGUCGCGGCGCAACGACCAUUGACGUUAUCCGAGAUUGAUGUCGCGUUAGAGGUUGAAGCUGAAUCCACAUCCUGUUUCGAUCUGGAUCUCGAAACACCAAACAAAAGAGAGAUAUGGAUACGUGAUGCCUGCGGUUUGUUUGUCAAGAUAAUUGACUCUCGUGUUCAUCUUAUCCACCAAACGGCAAGAGAGUUUCUACUCCGACAGGAAGGAAAAACGGCCAUUCAAGGGAAGUGGCAACACUCUAUUGAUUUGCAGACUGCUCAUUCGAUUCUCGCCAAAUUAUGCAUAGUCUAUCUUCUUCUCCGUGAAUUUCGGAGAGACUAUAAAUCACGACACGAAGACUCAAGACCGGAACAUGGUUUGUUGCUUUACGCCGCAAAUUAUUGGAUCCCUCACACCCAACAGGCUGGCCUCAUUGAGCCCGUUUGGACUACAAAGAUUGCCAGUCUAUGUGAUGUAGAUGAAGGAUCGAGUUCAUUUUGGCUCGGUUAUCAUUCUGAUAGGCUGCUCUGGGUGAAGAGCAUGCAAGAGAAACAGCCGCCUAUAUUCUGGGCAGCACGAUGGGGAUUGGUACAUAUGGUCGCAUCUUUCUUGAAUGAUCAUCAGAUGGAAGCCACCGAGGACUUGAUUAAGAUCGCGAUUAGCAACCGAGAAAACGGAGAGGCUAUAUUAAACCUCCUGCUCGAACGAACGGGUGCUAGAUCCCAGAUCACAGAGGAAGUCUUUGAAGCUGCCGCGGCAAAUCAGAGGAAUGCAGGCAAUAUGAUGAAGAGCCUCCUUGCGAUUGGUUCACCUAGCCAAAUCACGGAAGAUGUGUUUCGAGCCGCGAUAAGAAACACACAGAGUGGGCAGGAGGUUCUAGGCAUCCUGCUUGAUUUAUCGGCGGUGGAUGUUACAAUCAGCGGCACAAUUAUCAUGGCAGCCGCACAGAAUAAUGAAAAUAGAAUCGCUAUGCUCGAGAUGCUGCUUCAUAAACCCAGUGUCAAGAUCACUGUCGGCGGAAUGAUGGCGGCUGCGUCAAGUUAUCCAGCCGGGAAAGUUAUGAUGAAGCUUCUGCUUGAGCGUCGAAGAAUCAACAUCAAAAUCAGCAAUUUGCUAGCUAAAAUAGCUAUAAAAAACCCAGGAUGUGGAGACGGUGUAUUGAAGGUUCUUCUUGACCAUUUUGGAGCGGAUAUCUCAGUCACCCCAGAAAUGAUUCACUCAGUCGUGGCCAAUGAGCAAAACGGGUUAGCUAUGCUCAACGUACUUCUUGAGGAGAGGGGACCAGACGUCAAAGUCACCGACGUAGCGGUCAAUAUAGCAAUAUCGAAUCGAAGGCUAGGAUCUCCUAUGGUGGAGCUUCUGGUCAAACACAAAGGAUCUGGUAUCAUUACGGAUGAUAUGAUUUAUGCUGUUGUGUAUGGACGUGAGACUGGAAGUGAGACUGGAACCGCUUUGCUCAAUGUGCUUCUGACACACAGACAUGAUUUCAAGAUCACUGACGAAAUGAUCUUAGAGGCCUUGAUAAAUAAGCGAAUUGGAGCCACUGUCCUAAAGGUUCUCCUUGGGAAGAUGGAGGCGCCUUUCUGUAUCACAGACCGGGUAAUUCAAGCUGUCUCGGAAGAUCCUUAUUGUUUUGACAUGAAACCUCCUCAGGUUAAUUCGGCCUUGUGGGCUCCUUAUGAUUUGUUGGACGUCCUACUUCAGCAAGAAGGAGUGAGAAUCCUCAUGACUGAGGAAAUCAUAAGAUUAGGUUGCGUGCAUGAUUUCAUCGAAAUUGGAGUGGACAAAAUACUUACCGAAAAAAGAGAAAAGGUUCACGUAACCAAGAAAAUGACUGAUAUGGCAUUUGGCAAUGAUGUAUUGGAAAAAGGCCUGAAGGGGGUGGGUCCGAUACGCAAAGACACAAAACAACCUUCAGAAUCCAGUACCUUACCUGUUAAUUUGCUCGAGGUGGAGGGUAUGGGAAAUGUGAGAAUUCCAGAUUCUAUAGAGCCUCAGCAUUCUGGGAGCUCCGCACAGUCUCAACAUCUUGAAGGAUGUGAGGGACUUAUAGGCUUCGGAGGCUUUGAAGAUUCUGAACGGUUUGAAUAUUUCGAAGAUUCUGAAGGCUCUGGCGAUUUCGAAGAUUUUGAGGAUUCUGAUGAUCCUGAGGAUUCUGAAUAG
This is a messenger RNA of Penicillium pulvis, 3285 nucleotides long. RefSeq lists its product as uncharacterized. The record is from RefSeq and is a predicted model, not a curated record. The transcript has 4 exons. NCBI's taxonomy places the organism in Eukaryota, Fungi, Ascomycota, Eurotiomycetes, Eurotiales, Aspergillaceae. The coding region runs from base 1 to 3285 and encodes 1094 amino acids.